This is a messenger RNA of Thermothielavioides terrestris NRRL 8126, 1964 nucleotides long. RefSeq lists its product as uncharacterized. The coding region runs from base 202 to 1827 and encodes 541 amino acids. The transcript has a single exon. The record is from RefSeq and is a predicted model, not a curated record. Lineage: Eukaryota; Fungi; Ascomycota; Sordariomycetes; Sordariales; Chaetomiaceae.
CAAGCGAGGACACUGAACUACCAUGGCCUUAUUUCUCCGGGGAGUAACUCACCUUUCGUUUACCUAACAUCCAGACGCGAGUUCGAGUACAUAUAUAGCACCAUGCCACACUCGGUUUCCGCACCUUAGCGGACAACAUCACUUGACUCCUCCAAAGCUCUCUUAUCUCCCUGCUGUGGCACUCAGGUUCAUUCUUGCCCAAUGGCCCGUGAAACCAUUUUAUCCGUGCUUUCCAGACGAAACCCGACGCCGAGACCUCGCAGCAUCGGACCGGCGCCCAACACCUUCAAUAAGGAGUGGCUGGACUUCGACGACUGGGCUCCGUGGAGCGAGUUUACCGCCAGGAAGCUCCGGGCCCUCUACAGGGAUGUGGUGGAUGCCCCAUGGAAGGACGCUUAUGUUGAACCAAGGCUGUCUGAAUUCGACACUACAUACGGGGACGAGGAUGGCUUUGAACACCAGAUUCUAAGCAGAAGCACAGUCCCGGCGGUUAACGCUGCACUGCUCCAGGCGCAGAAGCUGUGCAACCACUUGCCUCUGCUUCACCUCGGCCGCAGGGGCCGCUGUCGAUACGGGGAGGACGGUCGGAUCCAUCCCGACUGGGUUCUUGUCAGCAGCAAUGAGUUCAUGUCGGACCAGAGAUUCGCCAGCAUCAUGCCAGGCGACACCAAACUGUCGGCCAGGUGGCAGCCGAAUCUCUAUCUGAAAAACCGAGAGCAGUGGAAACACCCCAUCCGGCAAGUCCUCACUUACUCCAACGAAGUGUGGUGCCGUUACGGCUUCCUCAUUACCGACAACGAAUUGGUUGUCUUUCAGUUUGCCAUAGAGCACGUGGAUCCCGGAAUCGCUACCUUCCGCAACCCACGUCAAUCGCAGCAACCCCAGCAUCAACGGGUGGUGUCGACCGUGUCAGAUUUGUCCGAUUCGGUCCAAGCGAUGUCGAUCUCUUCCCGAACCCAGUCCUACGUGGAGACAGGGAAGGGCUACGAGUACCAGAAUCCCAGGUACAGAGUCAUCCCGUGGGCGAAUCACGGGGAGGGCGACCUCACGGUCAAGUCGGCGCUCUUCUACCUCUGCAUGAUGGCAGGGUACGGAAGCAGACACGUUGCCACGGCCUACCCCAAGCUGAACACCUGGUGGUAUCUGAGCGACGGUACGCUGCGGCACAACACCACGGGAUUCACGAAGAACCGAGCCCUCUCAAAGGAUAAGCUGGAGGAUCCGAACGCAGAGAUGGCGCAGCAAGCGGGCCCCGCGGCCGCUGCAGAGUAUCCCGAGGUCGAAGAGGAGGGCCAGGACGCAGAUUUGGGAUACACUUACCAGGAGCAGCCGACGCCCUGGGGCAGCGGCGACCCGGGGCCGGCGUAUCCCCGCGACCUGACAUACGGGUCCGCUGGGGUGGACACUGAGGUAAGUGAGGCGGCCCAGGAACUCGAUGAGGAUUUUGAAGAGGAGGGUGAGAUGAGCAAGGCGGUUCAAGGAAAUGAGGACGAGGAGCACGAGCACGAGGACGAGGACGAUGGCUCAAGGGCGCCGGGGCAGGCAAUGGGAGGGAUAGGGAAGGGCAAAAACAGGGCACAGCAAUCAUCCACUUCGGUCAGUGAUCGUGUGCUGCCGAAGCUGAAGGUGAAAGCGGGGACGCCGAUUGUCAAAGUCCGCUUCACGCGCCACAAUGGCGUCGUCUGCUUCAAAACCAGGAGCGGAAAGUUGGCCGAGAUGAAGGAGAAGGAUUGGGAGUGGAUGGAGUACAAGGGCCGCCAGAUGCUGGUGCGUCGAGGAGGGAAGACGGUCUACAUCGCGGACGAUGUGUAUGUUGCCAACACGUAGCCGGCAUUUCAAGUCUCCUUUGUCAUCGCGGACGGAGAAUGGAUUUUGAUGAUACGGCGACGGCUGGGAUUGAUACCAGCGUUACACAGUACUAGGUACACAAACAGCACGUUCAGCCCUGUCCGAUCCGGGAAUAC